Messenger RNA from Alternaria burnsii, 423 nucleotides. RefSeq lists its product as uncharacterized. Bases 1 to 423 code for a protein of 140 amino acids. The transcript is spliced from 2 exons. The record is from RefSeq and is a predicted model, not a curated record. NCBI's taxonomy places the organism in Eukaryota, Fungi, Ascomycota, Dothideomycetes, Pleosporales, Pleosporaceae.
AUGCAGGUCUCUAAACUCGCUAUGGUCCUAUUCGCCCAGAUUUGCCCCAUAAAUGCACUGGCAAUUGCCAUUCGUUCCCUUGCCGGAAGCUAUCCAAGUGUGGCCGUCACCCCUGCCAUGGACCAGCGUUGGUCCAAACAGGACGUGCUCACUCUUGUCGGUGUGUGUGUUGGUGUUGUCACUGUCGUUAUCGGAUUGUUUGGCGUUCUCGUCGGGUCGCCCAAAACACGAGAGUGGCUGUGCAGACCAUUUGAUUGGUUCACGCAAUGUGUGCAGCCUAAAUUGUACCAUCUCGAGACACGGCCGCUGAGACAUCGACCUUCGACCAUUAAGAAUUGGAAGAGGAAGGAUCAUAGAGAGAUUCAUCGGCAGCUACAAGACCGUUACAAUGAGUUAUUGAAGAUGCGGAAGGGAGGAUACUGA